Molecule: messenger RNA, 1071 nt
Organism: Diaporthe amygdali
Lineage: Eukaryota; Fungi; Ascomycota; Sordariomycetes; Diaporthales; Diaporthaceae
Product: Trans-enoyl reductase lepG
Exons: 2
Coding region: 1-1071 (356 amino acids)
Molecular function (GO): oxidoreductase activity, acting on NAD(P)H
Source: RefSeq, a predicted model, not a curated record
AUGAUACACCCGUCGAAAUCAAGGAACGCGAUAGUCGUUCAAGAACCAGGAACAGCCAAGGUAGUCUCGGUCUCGAUACCAGCAUUAUCGCCCACGAAUGUUCUUGUCAAGACAGCAUGUGUUGGCUUAAAUCCAUCAGACGCAAAAAUGAUCCAGGCCGGUAUGCCUCAAGGCUCAAUGGCCGGCCUUGACUUUGCUGGAAUCGUCAUGUCAAAAGGCACAAACAUUUCUUCAGACAUACGGCCAGGAGAUCGAGUAUGCGGGGUGGCGUUCGGAUAUAAUAACAACAAUAAUACUACGGGUGCUUUCGCCGAGUACGUCGUGGCUGAAGAGCAUCUCCUCUUCCGCAUACCCGACAAUGUCUCCUUUGAGGAGGCUGCGACGUUCCCUUGCGGUCUUCUCACAGGCGGCAUGGUGCUUCACAACACCAUGAAACUCAAAAGCGCGCCUUCGGAAACGGCACGACAUGCCUUGAUAUACGGCGGCAGCACGGCGUCCGGCCUCUUCAUGAUCCAAUUACUGAGAAAUUGCGGUUUUAUACCAGUAGUCACCUGCUCACCGCAUAACUUCAAUCUCGUCAAAACAACAGGAGCCGAAGCAGCCUUCGACUAUAAUUCACCAACAUGCGCAUCCGACAUUCGCGAGUUCACUAGGAACCAGUUGGCAUAUGCAGCAGACUGCAUCACCACAGCAGACUCGAUGAAGGUUUGCUACGAAUCUCUCGGGGCCGAAGGAGGCCGCUACGUCGCGCUCGACAGCUUCCCAAUAGCAAGCCACUCGCGGCGGGCGGUCCGGCCGUCAUGGGUCUUCGCGAUGAGCGCUUUUGGAUCCGCGGUUGAUUGGGUUGCCCCGUACAAAUGCGAUCCUUCCCCGGCUGACCGCGACUUUGCGGCUGCGUGGACCAGGGAGGUUGCCGGGCUUGUUAGGGAUGGAGCCGUCAAGCCGCUUCGGUACCGUGUCAUUGGCGAAACGCUUGAAGAUGUUGACAAAGGCCUUGAAGAGUUGAGAAGCGGUCGAGUCUCAGGCAUGAAGCUAGUGUGUCUUAUCGACAAGUCCAUGGCCAAGAAAUAG